UUCCUUCUAUAUUGAUUUUCUUUUUAUUCAGUCAGGAAAGGGCGACAGGAACGAAACGAGACGCAUUCCUCAGGCAAUAUCCUUCCUCAACAUUCAUCACAUUACGAAGAGACGGUCGCCAUUGCAAACAACGCACGUUAACGAUAACGAUAAAUGAAUCAGGUCACAAAGUUUGAAGGAUCCCAUGAGGACCUCAUCCACGAUGUCGCGUUCAACUAUUACGGGAACCGACUCGCAACUUGCUCUUCGGACCAAAAAAUAAAGAUCUGGGACUACAAUGAAGCAGAAGGUGUGUGGGAAUCCAAUAUUUCAUUCAAGGCCCAUUCCUGUGCGGUUCUCAAGACAUCAUGGGCACAUCCAGAAUAUGGACAGGUGUUGGCUUCAUGCUCUUUUGAUCGUAGUGUCAUUGUCUGGGAAGAAACUUAUCAUGAUGCAGUCAAGAAGUGGACUGCAGUUGCUACUCUCAGGGAUGACAGCGGAACUGUUCAGGACGUAGAAUUCGCACCAAAUCACCUUGGUCUUCGUCUGGCUAUUGCUGCUGCAGAUGGGCUGGUUCGGAUUUAUGAAGCCAUGGAUGUGACGAGUCUGGCACAUUGGACCAUGAUUGACUCCUUCCCUGUUGGAGAAGGACCAAGCAAGGACGAGGAAGGAAACCAUUGUUUAUCAUGGUGUACUGCGAAGUUUGCUGCACAGAUGAUGGUCGUUGGUUGUGCUAAGGAUCAUGUUGCCAAGAUCUUCAGACAGGACCACAACAGUAAAUGGCAGGCAUGUGAAGUUUUGGGAGGUCAUGGAGGUGUGGUCCAUGAUGUGAGUUGGGCGCCUAAUAUGGGAAGGAGUUACCACCUGAUUGCUACAGCAUGUAAAGAUGGACAUGUAAGGAUAUUCAAGUUGACCGAAGACAAUCAAGGUGGUGCAUUAUCGGGUGGAUGGACCCGCAAGAUGUUCAAUGUAACACGUAUUGCUGAUUUCCCGGAUCACAACGCGGAGGUGUGGCGUGUCGAAUGGAACGUUACUGGAACGAUCCUCUCUUCAUCAGGGGAUGAUGGAAAGGUCCGAUUGUGGAAAGCAACAUACACGGGCGACUGGAAGUGUAUGAGCGUUGUAUCUGCCGAGGAUGGCGCCAACGCGUUCCAAAGAUAGUUUGGUUGAACGCAACCAAGAACAAUAAAAUAAAAUAAUACAAG
This is a messenger RNA of Lobosporangium transversale, 1184 nucleotides long. RefSeq names its product WD40-repeat-containing domain protein. Gene Ontology annotation, cellular component: Seh1-associated complex; nuclear pore outer ring. The transcript has 9 exons. Gene Ontology annotation, molecular function: structural molecule activity; protein binding. Lineage: Eukaryota; Fungi; Mortierellomycota; Mortierellomycetes; Mortierellales; Mortierellaceae. Gene Ontology annotation, biological process: cellular response to amino acid starvation; positive regulation of TORC1 signaling. The coding region runs from base 154 to 1140 and encodes 328 amino acids. The record is from RefSeq and is a predicted model, not a curated record.